This is a messenger RNA of Cladophialophora yegresii CBS 114405, 810 nucleotides long. RefSeq lists its product as uncharacterized. The transcript has 2 exons. Gene Ontology annotation, biological process: poly(A)+ mRNA export from nucleus. Bases 1 to 810 code for a protein of 269 amino acids. The record is from RefSeq and is a predicted model, not a curated record. NCBI's taxonomy places the organism in Eukaryota, Fungi, Ascomycota, Eurotiomycetes, Chaetothyriales, Herpotrichiellaceae. Gene Ontology annotation, cellular component: nucleus.
AUGGUCGAUUACUCGAAGAAAACGGUGGCCGAGCUGACAGAGAUCCUGAAGUCACGAAGUUUACCGCAUUCGGGGAAGAAGGCGGACCUCGUCGCGAGACUGAACGAAGCAGACAAAGUAGCCCAAGAGAAUGAAGCUGAGAAGGCUCCCCCGGCAGAGUCCACCAGCGCGCCUCCCGUGCAAGAGCCAGAGCCUGCAACCGAGCCUGCAUUGAAACCUGCGCCUGACGAAUCCGCACCUGUAGAAGCCGCACCUGCAGCAACAGCCCGCGAGAUUGCCGAAGAGCCCGCCGACUCCCCCUCUGCGAAUACCGAUACUGCACUAGCGAACUCAGCCUCAUACUCUUUGAAUCUGCCGCACUCAGAGAUGGACGCUGAGAUGGCCAAGCGCAAGGCCAGGGCCGAACGAUUUGGCACCGGCGCCUCUGGUGCUAACGGAGAGACAGGAGACAGUGCUACCGAUGCCGAUGCGCAGAAGGCCUUGGAGCGCGCGAAGCGCUUCGGCACGGCCCAAACGGCGAUGGGCAAACUGGACGAGGCCCUUCCCGAGGAGCGCGAACGUGGCUCAAGGAAACGAGGCAGAACUGAGGAAACCAGUGCUAUGGACGAUCCAGCUCUAAGGAAAAGCUUUGGCGGUCGAGGUGGUCGGGGUCGGGGUGGCCGCCUCCGUGGACGAGGUGGGCGAGAGAAUUCACGGCGCAGGACGGGCGAGAAGCCUACCGGUGUCGGUAAGCAGUCGGGGGCUUUUUCAUCGGAAGCGGAUCGCAUGGCCGCGGAGGCAAGGAGAAAGAAGUUCGCUUCUGCCUCUUGA